AUGUCGCUCUCUCUCUAUCGCCGUAUCCUACGUGUAGCCCGAACGUGGAAAGGUGGUAGUGAUGGCUCGAAAGAGCAAAAGUGGAUUCGAUCUGAAGCCAGGAGACGCUUUGAAGAGAACCGUACGUUAGUCGAUCCAUUUGCAAUCGAAGAAGCGAUUGAACAAGGACAUAAUCAAGUGGAUGUAGCAUUGCACUAUAAGAUUUGUUAUCCACGACCACACUAUGUGGAUCCAGGGACAAUGGGUGGAGAGAGUGAGUUUCAUCGACAAUCAUCACGAGUGAAUGCAAGACGUGGACGAUUACAUAAGAGCAAAGUAUUGAAUGAAUAUCGUUCACGAGAUGAUCGUUGA
Messenger RNA from Peronospora belbahrii, 351 nucleotides. NCBI's taxonomy places the organism in Eukaryota, Oomycota, Peronosporomycetes, Peronosporales, Peronosporaceae. The record is from the annotation of a GenBank genome assembly.